Messenger RNA from Monopterus albus (swamp eel), 1544 nucleotides. It is a transcript of the gene ndrg2, whose product is annotated as NDRG family member 2. Bases 324 to 1433 code for a protein of 369 amino acids. The transcript is spliced from 17 exons. NCBI's taxonomy places the organism in Eukaryota, Metazoa, Chordata, Actinopteri, Synbranchiformes, Synbranchidae. The record is from RefSeq and is a predicted model, not a curated record.
ACUGUACCAACGUAAAAGCUGGGGGGAGGCGGGGCUAAAAAGAAAAACACACAGUUUGUCUUCGAUAACGCGUCAACAUUCAGUCUGUACCAGGGAGAAAGUAGGAAAAAACAACACUGGAGGAAACUGAGAGGAGGAAGGCACGGCGGGAAAUAAAGGAGGUGGAGGUAAAAGUGAAAUAGCAGGAGAUUAAAGGAAAGACUGUGGAACAAGUUGGAAAGAGUAAGACGACAUUGCGCAAGUGGAGAGCGAGACUUGCCACAUAUUUUCCCCUGCUUUUCUGUUUUUUGUGCCCAGUCUGCAGAUUAAAAGGAGGUGACACAAUGACAACGGAAAUGCAGGAGAUUGCCAUGACUGAGGACAAGCCUUUACUCAGGGGUCAGAGUGACAUAAGCAAGGAUGCUGCCGAACUGGCUGCAAGGAUACUCCUGGACCAAGGACAGGAGCACAAUAUUGAGACCCCAAACGGUGUUCUGCACGUGAUCAUCCAUGGCUCACGAACCACCCGUAGGCCUGCUAUCCUCACCUUACAUGAUGUGGGAAUGGAGAGUAAGAGCUGCUUCUCCACUCUGUUUAGGUUCGAGGAAAUGGAGGAGAUUGUCAAGCAUUUCACCGUCAUUCAUAUUGAUGCUCCUGGACAAGAGGAGGGGGCUGCUCCCUACCCUGCAACUUACCAGUAUCCAUCCAUGGAGACCAUUGCAGAGAUGAUCCCUGCCGUCCUGCAGUAUUUCAACUUCCGAAGUAUAAUCGGAGUGGGUGUGGGAGCAGGAGCGUACAUCCUUUCCAAGUUCACACUUGUGCAUCCAAAUUUAGUGGAGGGACUGGUUCUGAUCAACAUCGACGGUAACGCCCGUGGAUGGUUAGACUGGGCCGCUCAUAAGCUGACCUCUGUGACAACCUCCCUCACAGAGCAGCUCCUGGCCCACCUGUUCAGUCAGGAGGAGCUGUCAUCAAACACAGAGAUAGUGCAGUCUCACAGAGAGCGUAUCUCCCAGGCUUCUAAUAUUUACAACAUGGAGCUUCUCUGGAAGACUUACCUAGGUCGCAGAGACUUGAACGUUGACCGCAACAACUCUUUCAAGUGCCCAGUAAUGUUGGUGGUGGGUGAUCAAGCUCCACAUGAAGAAGCUGCAGUGGAGUGCAACAGCAAACUGGACCCAACGACAACCUCGUUCCUAAAGAUGGCUGAUGCUGGCGGUCUCCCUCAGCUGACUCAGCCUGCUAAACUGACUGAGGCUUUCAAGUAUUUUGUCCAGGGCAUGGGUUACAUGGCUUCAUCUUGCAUGACCCGCCUGUCCCGUUCCCGUACCGCUUCUCUCUCCUCCACCUACUCCAUCGAUGGGUCCCGCUCUCGUUCCCGCACCCUGUCCCAGGGCUCGCAGGGUGGCCAGAUGCCACCGAGCCCCUCCCAAACAAUGGAGGUGUCUUGCUGAAGAUGAAAGAAGAGGCGCGUGAGAGAGUGAGAGUAGUGAAAGGAAAGGAAGGGAAAGCGAGAUGAAUGGGUUACUUAUUUGUCACUAAACAACUCCCAUCAUUCCCCACAA